CGUAGUAAUGAGAUUUCUAUAGACUCAUGUCAUAUGGGGAAACUGUCAGAAACAUAAAAAUACUUCAUUGUAAUACUCUGUCACCUCGGUCUUGCUGUCCUCUCUGCGCCACUGCAAAGCCCUGCCUGCCUAGCAUUCUGAAAACUGUCCUCAGUGAAGGGGGCAGCCUUUUUGCUGUAGCCCUUCACUGAGCGAGUGUGCUGCGGACCAGGGGUUGGGCACCCUUGCCUUAAAGGACAAAAUAGGGCAUUAAAAUACUGACUGUGGACUACUGCAGACUAGACAAGGUCUCCUCUUCACAAUAGAAACUUAUUUCUGUGUUUGCUAACCUAAACUUUAAAUGUAAGCUUCUGGCCAUUUACUGCAUACCUUUUCAACAUUUUAGGUCAUUUAUCGCAUUUCAGCUGAUUAAAUUUAAAGAAAAACUGAAGAAACUGAGGUGUUCUAAAACUUUUGACCGCACUGUAUCAAAGGAGCAAGUUAGUGGACCUCAGAUAAUGUCAGUCGCACUCUGUUUGUGUAAUGUCAGAAGAAGCCAUGUAAAGAUCAUACAGAAAAUAGACCAAAGUGCCAAAUCUGCAAGGUAUAAAAAAUUUAAAAUCUAAUAUUGUGCCUGACUUGCACUUGCGUCUUCCUGGAUAGUCUGUUUUGCCCUGCUGCCCUAUAAUGGAAAAAGCAGGUCUCUAUCUUCAUUUUCUACCUGAUGUUUAGAGUGUUUUUCCUUCUUUUUAAAUUCCUCCAAGUAUUUUGUAUUGACAGUCAACCAGCCCUGCAGUUAGGUGACUCCAAAUUAAUAGUCACAAAUCAGCAGGUCAGCUGACUUUUAUGUGCCCAGCUGUGGCAAAAUCUUCUCUUAUUAGAACAUUUGGAUCUGAUGGGGAACCACCCUAAAAUGAAGUAGGCAACUAGGGAUGAGAGUAUGAAGAUGUCACCUAUAGCGACUGAGGAAAACCUUUGAGUCCUAAUGCUGUUCCUUGAGCAAGGAAUUUUCCCCACUUUAUCCACAUUUCUGCAAGUAGGAAUUUAGGCUUGGGGAUAUCAUCUGUAUAAAUAUUUAAAGUGUUUACAUUACUCAGAUUUUUUCACACAUCCACUAUGUGUCUAAAUGCAUCUUACACCCGAUUUAAAUGCAACUGAACAAUUGUCUGGUAAGUUAUACAUCCUGAACUGGUAUGUUGACAGACGAUGAAUGUCAGUUUAUUUAAAGGAUUUCAAACAUCUCAACUGAAAAUGCCCUAUAGAAAUGUCAGGCACCUUUCAAAUUAUCUCUCCAUCCAUUCAUUAAUUUUCUGCACCUUCGUUUUUCCAUUACAAAGUCACAGGCAACUAGGUUGACAUCGCAACAGUGCUCCCUCCCCUGUGUUAGACUAAUUUAGUAUUUGUAAUUACCCUGAUAUGCAGCUCUUUGAAAUACAGGAAGAAUCCCACACACCAAGCAUUUUGAAGAACCCUGUUGUGUGUUUAUUUUUGUGUUAGCUGCACUUAUUGAAGGCCAGCCUUUUACAAUUUGAGGUGUACAGAUGUCCAGUGAAUGUGGAUGUGCACAAAGCAAAAUAUUCUGUAUAAAACAAAUUAAGAUUCAUAAUUAUUCUAAUCUAAACAGAGUGGUGUAUUUCCACAUGGAGGACAGUAAGUAGGCAUCUAAAAAAUAUUCUGCCCACUUUCCCAACAUGUGUGUCCGCAGACUUUGACACUUCACUAUAGGUUCACAAAUGCACAGCCACACACAGUCAAAACAAAUGGAAUCUAAAAAAAAACACUAAGCAGAUAUUCAUUGCAUUAAAAAAUGUAAAAGUAGAAAAUAGGUAAGUAUGCGGAUUAGAUGUGUGCACAUUCUCUGUAUGUUUGUUGCUAAAGCUGAUUUGAAGCUAUGAAGAUAAUAUCCACAAUGCCCUUUUAUUUCUGGUAUACUUUUUCAGUGUCAAAUUUCUGUUGGAAGUCACACUUGUGAGUCUUGGUUGAAGAAGAACUUUUCAUACCCAGUAGCUGUGAUAUUCUCUUUGUAUGGCUUCAAUAGCUGACAGUGACGAAUAACUGGUGGGACUCAACAAUUUCCGAAGGGGGCUGUAUCACAGUCAGAGAUACUUAAGAUGUGCAAAUACCAGGUCACUGAAGUUAAGACAUGGAUUUGGUUAAAAACACAGGAGCGGGUGCUCUUUCAGAGGAAGAUGUAAGAGAAGCAGGAUGAGCGGCCACCCUCUCUCUUCUCAGAUUGCUGGGUUGACACCUGUCUGGCCAGAGUUCAUUUCAAAUGAUGGUUUUGCUGAAAGUAGUGAGCUGCUGGAGUGUUUUUGAGUGUGUAUUUUUAGGGUGGCACAUCGCAAUGCUCACUCACCAUUGUCACACUGUGUAUGCCAACUCAGUCACCAUACCACCCGAUUUGCCCUCAGUCUCUGCAGAAGUGAUAGUGAACAGCACUGAAUGCAGCCACACUUGCGGCCUAGGUCUCCAGGUAGAUGUAGUGUGCACUAUUGCAAUGGACGGCAAACAUGAAAAGUGUGAAGAGAGGAAUGUGGAAUGCGUCAUCAACUGGGUGUGUGGCCUGACUAGCUUUACUGCCACAGUGGGCUCCCGGCAGGUGCUGGAUUGUGUAAGUAAUGUUAUCAACUUUUUUGGCAAAUUUAAAUUUAUCUUCACGUGGAGGUAUGCCCGUGGUAUUGUCACCACUGACGAUGCUUACUUCAAACGCUAUGAGACCAAAACAGUGGAGAAGCUGGUCCUCAAUCCUGUUAAGGAGACAGACGCAGGUACAUAUCGCUGUGAUGUUCAGUCCAGUUCUUACAAAAUGGUCCAAAGGGCCUAUUUUGCAGUCAAGGUGUUGCCUCCAAAUAUGGUGUAUCUGGACUAUGAUCAGUGGCUCAUAGCUUCACGGGAGAAGGAAAUCAAACAAUCAAGCCCCAAAUCAAUUUUUCCAUGGCGAAGAAAGGUCGUCAAGCCUACCUCAGAGCCUGACUUAAAUGAUCUCAAGUUAAAACUCGCCAUAUAUAGUCUGUGUGGAACAGUGGCAGGGGCAAUCUUUAUUUGUUUGGUCCUAGCUUGUGUCAACCGAGAUUUACCAGAUUCAAAAAAAAAUCAGAAAUGAUGUGAGGAAAUUGUUCCCUGGAAGGACUUUGACUUUACCAUUGGAAACAUUAAAAAGCAAGGAAACAGCUCUUUGUGCUGGGUGGAAUAAAACAACCAACUGUGGAACUAGGCCUGCAAAUUGAUGACUCCAAACAUAUUGAAUUUAUUAUUUUUGCACAAAUUAACAGAAAAAGUCUGAUAUCGGGAACUGCACUCUUCCGAGCACUUCGGGGCAUUUCCAUUCAUUCUAAGGGUGAAAGAUAUGGAAUAGCUAUUUAAACUAUCACAGGUACCUGAAGUUGCAUGGUACAUUCUUUGAGAUUCAAUCACUGGGUCGUCCAAUCAAGAAAUCUCCUUUGUGUGUUUACUAAAAAUUAAAAUAUUUAUGAUUAAUUCUUCAAUUGGUUCUGGUUCAAUGUGGCCAUAUGUGAGUACUUGCCAAGUACUAGUACCAAGCUAGCUACAAACACACACAAGCUAAAGUGUGACACAAAUGUUAAUUUGCUAUAAAAUACUUUACAAAUGAUUUGCUUGGGUCCUCAGUACCUGAUACAGUGGUGUGAAAAACUAUUU
Polypterus senegalus (gray bichir) is the source of this 3636-nucleotide messenger RNA. It is a transcript of the gene tmem81, whose product is annotated as transmembrane protein 81. Lineage: Eukaryota; Metazoa; Chordata; Cladistia; Polypteriformes; Polypteridae. The coding region runs from base 2252 to 3082 and encodes 276 amino acids. The record is from RefSeq and is a predicted model, not a curated record. The transcript is spliced from 2 exons.